AUGGGGGUGUUGAGGACCACGCCUCGCAACUUCGGUCAGGCCCUCUCUGAGUCUGUGAACCUGUACCUCCAUCUCCUGCCAUCGUUCCUCCUGCUUCUGCGUUUCUUCAUUCCAACGCUUACUCAGGUCAGACUGGAACCAGCUCCGCCCCCUUCGGAAUCACCAUCUGGGGUGAUUUCCGGUUCUGCGGGUUUUGGUACCUUUUUCGGUCCCAUCCUCGUCCUAAGCAAAAUCCUGUCUUUUCCCAAACGAAAGCAGGUAAAACGUCAGGAAAGCGGCUGCAAAAGCCAUGGCGAUGACAACAGGGAAGAGGCCAUUAAUAUUUAUGGGGCUCUUGUUCUUUCAAAACGGCAGAUGGUGCGACUUGGAGACAUCAUCAGUGCUGAACCUGGGGUUAGAGGGCUUGGAGGUUUGCGGUGGGACGCCAUCACGGAGAUGGACGAGCACAACCGGCCCAUCCACACCUUCCAGGUCUGCAACGUGAUGGAGCCCAACCAGAACAACUGGCUCCGCUCCAACUGGAUCCCGCGUCAGGCCGCGCAGAAAAUCUACGUGGAGCUGCGGUUCACGCUUCGCGACUGCAACUCCAUCCCCUGGGUGUCCGGCACCUGCAAAGAAACCUUCAACCUCUUCUACCACGAGACCGAGGAAGUCCACAACGUCAAAUUCAAAUCCACGCAAUACACCAAGAUCGACACCAUCGCGGCGGACGAGAGCUUCACGCAGAUGGAUUUGGGAGACCGCAUCCUGAAGCUGAACACGGAGGUGCGCGAAGUGGGGCCCAUGACCAAAAAGGGUUUCUAUCUGGCGUUUCAGGACAUAGGCGCGUGCAUCGCUCUGGUGUCGGUUCGAGUUUACUACAAGAAAUGUCCCUUCACGCUGAGGAACUUGGCUUCGUUCCCGGACACGGUGCCUCGGGGAGACUCGUCGUCGCUGGUGGAGGUGCGGGGCGCGUGCAUAGACCACGCAGAGGAGCGGGACACGCCAAAGCUGUUCUGCGGCGCCGACGGGGACUGGCUGGUGCCGCUGGGGAAGUGCGUCUGCAGCGCGGGACAUGAGGAGAUGGACGGGGCCUGCAUGGCGGAUCAGUGCAGGCAGGAACUCGCAGCAGGGAAUCUGUUGGACCAGCGGCACGCCAUCAUCACGGUCCAGUGA
Molecule: messenger RNA, 1155 nt
Organism: Knipowitschia caucasica
Lineage: Eukaryota; Metazoa; Chordata; Actinopteri; Gobiiformes; Gobiidae
Source: the annotation of a GenBank genome assembly